AAAUGACGGCGGCUCGUUGCAAUGAGAACGCUUGGUUGUAUCGUCGACGUAUAUAAGACAUUUUCGCCGUAGUUUCUUUCUUUGUAAUAAUGUCGGCAAACAACGAUGAUAGAGACAAUGGCCCCGAAGGUAUGGAGCCGGAAGGCAUCAUUGAGAGUAACUGGAACGAAAUCGUGGACAGUUUUGAUGAUAUGAACCUGCGUGAAGAGUUGCUCCGGGGAAUUUAUGCCUAUGGUUUCGAGAAGCCGUCUGCCAUCCAACAGAGAGCUAUUCUUCCUUGUAUCAAGGGUUAUGACGUGAUUGCCCAGGCCCAGUCUGGCACUGGAAAGACUGCCACUUUUGCAAUUUCUAUCCUCCAGCAGAUUGAUGUGGCACUGAAAGGCACCCAGGCUUUGGUCUUGGCCCCCACAAGGGAGCUGGCUCAACAGAUCCAGAAAGUGGUGCUGUCUCUGGGUGACUACAUGGGCGCCUCUUGCCAUGCUUGUAUCGGCGGAACCAACAUCCGCAACGAGGCCCAGAAGCUGCAGGCCGAAGCCCCUCACAUUGUGGUGGGGACCCCCGGCCGUGUCUUUGACAUGUUGAACCGCAGGAACAUCGUGCCGAAAACCAUCAAAAUGUUUGUUCUGGAUGAGGCUGAUGAGAUGCUGAGCCGAGGCUUCAAGGACCAGAUCUACGAGAUCUUCCGGAAACUGAAUGAGACCAUCCAGGUUGUCCUACUUUCAGCCACCAUGCCGGCUGACGUGUUGGAGGUCACCAAGAAAUUCAUGCGCGAGCCUAUUCGCAUCCUGGUCAAAAAAGAGGAGCUGACCCUUGAGGGUAUCCGCCAGUUCUACGUCAAUGUGGAGAAGGAGGAGUGGAAGCUGGACACUCUGUGCGAUCUGUACGAGACCCUGACCAUCACCCAGGCCGUCAUCUUCAUCAACACAAGGAGGAAAGUGGACUGGCUCACUGAGAAGAUGCAGUCCAGGGACUUCACCGUUUCAGCCAUGCAUGGUGACAUGGACCAGAAAGAGCGCGACCUGAUCAUGAGGGAGUUCCGCUCCGGCUCCAGUCGAGUCCUCAUCACCACUGACCUGCUGGCUCGUGGCAUCGAUGUGCAACAGGUCUCUCUCGUCAUCAACUACGACCUUCCGACCAACAGGGAAAACUACAUCCACAGGAUUGGUCGUGGCGGUCGUUUUGGCAGAAAGGGAGUCGCCAUCAACAUGGUAACCCAUGACGACAAGCGUAUCCUGCGGGACAUCGAGACGUUCUACAACACCACCAUCGAGGAGAUGCCAAUGAAUGUGGCUGAUCUUUUCUAAAAAGAAAAAAAAAAGAGCGAGCAAAAUCCAGCCGGCCUUGUUCUCCCCCCCCCCCCCCCCCCCCCCCCCCCCACAUCUACAGUUUUAAUGAGGGAAAAAAAACUUGAUGACAAUUUCAAAUUGGUGGACUUGACCAUUUCCCACUGUGGAAGGAAGACUUUGCAGCCUUGAUUCCUUCCCUGCUCCCAAAUUACUUUUUGACUCAACCUGCUUAACACUGUUUGCGACAUAAUCUCACUGAAAUUUAAUUUAAUGUGGACAUUCCAGCAUUUAUUUUUCUUGUUUGGGGCGGGCGUUCUUGUGCUAACCUGCAUCAUCGACAUGACGUUUUUAACCAUGGGAAACUCCCUUCUCCCUUGCCCAAAAAAAGCACAACCUUAGUGACAGCAUCCCAGAACAAUAACUAAACGGUAACCCAAAGUAGUAUCCUAGAGGCCAUCCUUUGGAAAAUUUGGUGUCACGCAAACAGUGUUAAGGAGACCUCCGAUGUACUUAACUUGAAUCCAGCUCAUUGGGGACUUAGACAGGGCAUGUUCAAUAAAAAGACCUGCAUAGUAAAAUCAACUUUGACCGUUUGGAGACUCUUAAAUGCUGUUUCAUACUUUAAUCUAGAGCAACCCCAAAACAAAUUGAAAGAUGAGCUUUUUAUUGCAUUUUACAAGUUCUAUCAGCAUCCUUUUCUGUCCCUUUUAUGAUCAUUGAGUGGAGGACGGCUGCCUAUAGAAUUUACGGUGAGUUUGGUUCAUGAUGGGUUUUGGCGGGGUGGGGUCUUAUUGUAUUAUAGUUGAGACUGCCUCCCUCCUCAACUGCCCGGUCCUCUUUGUAGUUUGUGUAUUUUAAAGGUUGCAUUUAUUUUCUAUUCAGAUGGUGGCCACUUUGUGUGAUCUACCUCAACAAAAUUGUGUGCCCGGUUGGUGGGUGGUUUUGGGUGUUUGCUGUUCUUUAAGGACCAAACUUGCAGUUCAGAGAUUCCACAGCCUCCUAACUCUUAAAACCUGUCUUUUGUUUGGAGGUGUAUGGUGUUUUUUUUUUUUUUUUUUUCCGUUUUUGAACAGAAAAAUAAAUUGUUAACCUUUUUGAGACAGAAACAGUGUAUCAAAAUUUUCUACAUUGGAUUCUGUAUAGUAUUUAUUUUUAAUGGGCUUUAAAAAAAAAUAAAAAUAUCACCUUU
This is a messenger RNA of Syngnathus acus (greater pipefish), 2475 nucleotides long. Its product is annotated as eukaryotic initiation factor 4A-I-like. Gene Ontology annotation, biological process: cytoplasmic translational initiation. Gene Ontology annotation, cellular component: cytoplasmic stress granule. The transcript is spliced from 11 exons. The record is from RefSeq and is a predicted model, not a curated record. Lineage: Eukaryota; Metazoa; Chordata; Actinopteri; Syngnathiformes; Syngnathidae. Gene Ontology annotation, molecular function: RNA helicase activity; translation initiation factor activity; ATP binding. The coding region runs from base 90 to 1304 and encodes 404 amino acids.